UCUCAUUUCAGUUUUUAAUUCUUAACUCUCUCUAUAUAUCUAUUGUUCAAUUUCGAUCAGAAGUGAAAAGUCAAAACACAACGUAUAUAAUCUGUGCAUCCCAUGGCAUCAAACAACAACGGUCCUGUUAUUGUCGUGAUCAUGGGUGUCAGCGGUGCAGGGAAAACCACAAUUGGUCAAAAGCUGGAAAAAGAGAUUAAGUAUAAGUUUCUUGAUGCUGAUGAUUUUCAUUCUCAAUCAAACAAAGAAAAGAUGAGGAUGGGAAUCCCACUUACAGAUGAAGACAGGAUGCCAUGGCUUGAAUCACUGAGAGAUGCCAUAAAAGAGUUCUUGAUUAACAAAAAGGGUUUGGUUCUUGGUUGUUCUGCAUUGAAGGAACAGUAUAGAGAAAUACUUAGAUCAGGCGACCCUGAUUAUAGAUUGCAGAGUUAUGCAAGUGCUGUUAACUUCAUUCUAUUGGAUGCUCCUGCUGAAGUGCUAAUCGCUCGAUUAAAUAAGAGGGCUGCAGAAGGAAAACAUUACAUGCCUGCAUCACUUCUGCAAUCUCAGUUAGAUUUGCUUAACAUUGAUGAGUCUGAGGGAAUACUUAGAGUUGAUGCUACUUUAAGUCCUGAAUCCAUUGUUAACACCAUUAAAGAAAUGCACCCUUUUCAGGGCUGCUUUCAAUCAUGAUUUUGUUGAACCUCAAUAAUGGUUAUGUUUAAUUUCAAUCAUGAUUAAUUUUUCAAAGUUAGCAUUGUAACUGUGUUUACAAUUUUUAGUUUGUAUAUUUUAAUUGAUGAUAAGAAGAUACUA
Messenger RNA from Medicago truncatula (barrel medic), 795 nucleotides. Its product is annotated as gluconokinase. The record is from RefSeq and is a predicted model, not a curated record. NCBI's taxonomy places the organism in Eukaryota, Viridiplantae, Streptophyta, Magnoliopsida, Fabales, Fabaceae. Gene Ontology annotation, cellular component: cytoplasm. The coding region runs from base 103 to 672 and encodes 189 amino acids. The transcript is spliced from 4 exons. Gene Ontology annotation, molecular function: gluconokinase activity.